ACAAACAAGACACUUGGAAGCAAGCAAUCGCCGCCAAUCACAUCGCUAUCGCUUCUCCCUACACCCACCACAUACACCACAUUCACAAUGGCAGACAGAUUUCCUUCAUUAGACGAGAUUGACGCUGGCCAGACCGAAGCGCGCGGUGAUUCAGCAGCCUUCGACCUUGUAGGCGACACUGCCGGCGCCGAUGACUUUCUUUCACGCGAGCGCGCUCUCCUUGGCGACGAUGCCGACCAGUUUGCUUCAGAAAACGACCGGACAGCCACCGUUGAGGAUGGAGACGACGACCUCUUGGGCGGGGGCUUCAGCCAGGCCCAGGCUGGUGGUGAGGAAAUGAGCGGCUUCGAGAGCUCCUUCCCUGCCAUUGACACUACCAACGAGCACAUGGCCCCUGGUGGCACCAUUACUGGAUCAAGCCUGCCAUUUCUUCCUGGCCAGCCAGCUCCAUCAUUCACUCCCCAGCGAUCAGACUCCCCAGAGCCCGAUGUCAUUCGAGAGUGGCGCGAGCGCCGCGACCUCCAGAUCCAGCACCGCGACGAAGUAGCCGAAGAGCGCAAGCAGAGCACCAUCAAGGAGGCACAGCAAAAUAUUGACGACUUCUACGAGAACUACAACAACAAGAAGGAGAAGGAGAUUGCUAAGACACGGAAAGAGGCGGAAGAGUUCCUUGCAAACCGAGACGACACCACCGCGGGCGGAACCAGCUGGGAGCGCAUUGCGAAGCUGGUCGACUUGAGUGGAAAAGGCACAAAGGGCGGUGCAUCGGGCAGCGACAAGGCACGGUUCAGGGAGCUGCUCCUCAGCCUGAAGAAGGACGAGAAAGCACCUGGCGCAACCGGAUAUUAGGUGACGAAAACAGCUGGGUCGUGAUAUUUUCGGAGCUCAGGGUAUGAUUUUGGAAAAUGCGAUCAUUUCCGAGUGUAGCCAGGAGUUCAUGGAGGGGCUGCCAAUUAUUUGCUACGGCUGUGUUAAUAUCUAUUCUCAGAGUUCUGACGAGUGCUUUUAUGCUCGGCCUAUACCAGCAAAUGCAAGAGCGAGGUCUGUUCGACAGUGGCUCUGGACCACACCUACA
Messenger RNA from Bipolaris maydis ATCC 48331, 1075 nucleotides. Its product is annotated as clathrin light chain. Gene Ontology annotation, cellular component: clathrin coat of coated pit; plasma membrane; clathrin coat of trans-Golgi network vesicle. Gene Ontology annotation, biological process: clathrin-dependent endocytosis; intracellular protein transport. Lineage: Eukaryota; Fungi; Ascomycota; Dothideomycetes; Pleosporales; Pleosporaceae. The record is from RefSeq and is a predicted model, not a curated record. Gene Ontology annotation, molecular function: structural molecule activity; clathrin heavy chain binding.